This is a messenger RNA of Lingula anatina, 342 nucleotides long. RefSeq lists its product as uncharacterized. Gene Ontology annotation, molecular function: calcium ion binding. NCBI's taxonomy places the organism in Eukaryota, Metazoa, Brachiopoda, Lingulata, Lingulida, Lingulidae. The record is from RefSeq and is a predicted model, not a curated record.
AUGUCUAAAAAUCCGUUUGCUUCCAAUGAAAAUGACUGCGCUAGAAGUGGGUGUUGGGAAAACAAGUUUAUGUUGAAUGAUUUGGAUGGCGACGGCAAGAUAUCACUGCACGACGUGAAGGAUCCCGAAGCGAUGGAGGAACUCGACACCAACGAGGAUGGAUACGUGGACCAGGAGGAGUUGGAUAAUUUCCAAACUAGGAUUAACCUCGUAGCUACUCGGCUCAAUCGGGAUUUCUUCGACGGGGACGCUGAAAGUGACCAACUGGACAAUGAGUUGGCUGGAAUGUCCGAGGAAGAGAUUGCUGAGCUUCAAGACCUGCUCAACAAUAAAGCUUGAAAG